Molecule: messenger RNA, 264 nt
Organism: Verticillium dahliae VdLs.17
Lineage: Eukaryota; Fungi; Ascomycota; Sordariomycetes; Glomerellales; Plectosphaerellaceae
Product: endochitinase
Exons: 3
Coding region: 1-264 (87 amino acids)
Biological process (GO): carbohydrate metabolic process; chitin catabolic process
Cellular component (GO): extracellular region
Molecular function (GO): chitinase activity; chitin binding
Source: RefSeq, a predicted model, not a curated record
AUGAAAGACUGGGGGUUCGACGGCAUUGACAUUGAUUGGGAAUAUCCAGCGGACGAAAGAGAAGCAGAAAACUUUGCUCUCCUGUUGGCAGCGUAUUCCCCAGGCUACCACUUUCUCUUCACGAUCGCGUCGCCCGCUGGACAGGCCCAUUACGAGAAGCUAGACCUCAAGAAGAUCUCCGGUAUUGUAGAUACCUUUUACCGGAUGGCCUACGAUUAUUCCGGCUCGUGGGACUCUUACGCCCAGUGGGCAGGCGGGCCAUGA